GCAACCAGUAGCAUGACGAUUUAUCGCGGCGUGUAUUAUAAUACGAAUUGGUGUGGGUAACCGUCGUGCAGUUGUAUACCUCGGUAGUGCGCGAUAAACCGUCGACGUCCAGUUAGGCACGUACCGCCCGGCCGUACGCUGUAUAAUAUAUACCGACCGACCGCGCAGCAACAAAUAUUAUUAGUAUUGUUUUAGAGCCGCUUUAGUGCUAUAUUGCCGUCGUCGCGACCACGCGUUCCGUCCGUUGAGUUUUCGGGCCGCCGAGUGCCGCGAGUUUCGGGUUUAUAUAUUUUUGUUUUUUUGCCCACGAGUUUCGCGUGCGCGCCCGCUACGGUGGUAUGCGCCGACCCUGUCGCCACUGCAGGACGAAGUGAUGUUAUCGAUGAACAGACCUAUUAUCUAUCAGACGACAAACAUGGGAAUGCACAACAACACGUGCGGCGGCGGCGUAGUCAACGGCGGCGUCGGCGUCAGCGGCAGUGGCGACAUGAUGUCGUACGCCACGCACACGCCGACCACUGCCGACGAUUAUUACGGCGGUGCCAGCGGACUGGUGGCCGACUACGACCUGCCGCAGUGUCUGGGCGGCCGGCCGCCGCUGGAACCGGCUUACGCGGCCGAGUGUGGCGUUUACUACGAGAAGAACGCGUCGGCGGCCGAUUACCGGUCGUAUUAUGGGGGUGGCGGCGGCGGUGACGGUGCCUACGAUCAGCUGGCGGUCGACGGUGGCAGUUACCAUGCCCAUCACCAACACCACCACCAUCACCAUCAGCACCACCACCAGCACGGUCAUCACAAUCACCAACACCCGCUGCAGUCAGCCGAAGCGGCCGUCAUCAUUACGUCGUCCGACGGUCUGAGCUACACAAACUUGGACUGUAAUGGCAUUGCGUCCGCCGUGCACGGCCAAGACUACGGUACGUAUUCGGACGACGGCGGCGGCGGCGGCGGUUACAACGGUUACGGUGGCCAUCAUCGGGACGACAACGCCGUCCGUAACGAGUCGUAUUGUGGUGGCGGCGGUGCGUCCGUGGACAAUGCGUUCUUCAACAUGCACCUGAACCACAACAACGAACACUCGGCCGCCGGACGACAAGCGGUGCAGCAGUCGCGGCCGCCGUCCGCGCAACCUCCGCCGCCACCGGUUCAGUCGUCCGCUCAGACCACGGCCACCGUGGCUGCGUCCCCGCUACAGCUGCAGCCCACCUCGACACCCGGCGACGACCGGUGUCCACGCGUCAUCAAGCAGGAAGCGUCCUCCGGCGGCCAGUGUUACGGCGGCCGAGACGGUACGUCGCCGUACAGUGACGACGCGUCCGCGUACCGCACCUCCAUGAUCGCCGGUCAACCGCAGCAACACGUCCAACAGCAGCAGCAACAUCACCACCACCUCCAUCACCAACAGCAGCAACAGCAUCACCAACACCACCAUCACCAACCACAACAGCAGCAGCAGCAACAUUGUGGCCGGCCAAACAGUGGUGCCCAGCAAAAGCACGGAGCCGCUACAGUCGCAGCUUCAUCGGCCGUCCAGACGGCGGUGCCUACUUACAAGUGGAUGCAAGUCAAACGAAAUGUUCCUAAACCAGCUGUGAUGAAAACCGAAUACCAUCAUCAUCACCAUCAACACCAAAUGCAGGCGGCCAAUCCGGCGGCGGUGGCGUUCGGCGGCACCCAGUCAAUGAUGUCGGCGGCCGGCCACCACCCGGGCCUGCAGAUGUCGGCGGCGGACGCGGCCCGCGGCGGUGGUAGCGGCCAGCAACAGCAGCAACAACAGCAACUGCAGAACAUGUUGAACCAGUCGUCGGUUUCCGUGACCCGUUCGCAGGCAAUCGGUGGCGGCGGCUGCGGUGGCAACAGCGCGGCGAUGAUGCUGAUUAACAACACUGGCCGCACCAACUUCACCAACAAGCAGCUAACCGAGUUGGAGAAAGAGUUUCACUUCAACCGGUACCUUACCAGGGCCCGGCGGAUCGAGAUCGCGUCUGCGCUUCAGCUCAACGAGACCCAGGUGAAGAUAUGGUUCCAGAACCGGCGGAUGAAACAGAAGAAACGGCAGCGGGAGGGCCUGCUUCCGGUGGCCCAGCAACAGCACCACCUACAGCAACAACAACAACAACAACAACAGGAGACCAUGCACCUGAGCGGCGCGAGUAGCACCAGCAACUCGCCGACGGCGUCCUCGAACGUGUAAUGUCCGGACGCAGAAGUCCGAGAGGCCGUGAAUUAUAACGUGUGGCCUCGCGACACAUUACAUUAACCCUUUGACGAGCGAUGACGUUUACACACUUUUUAAAGGUUAUGUAUAUCCACGUGUGUCCUUAUGAUUUACUUCUCAAAGGGUUAUUAUACACGAUAGAUAAAAUUGUGCACGAGUGUGCUGUUGUGAUCCGAUUGUGAAACGUAUAUACAGAUCCAUACAUAGACAUACUCUGGCCACGCCCCCGACGUCGUAGAUUCUGUGGCACGAGGUACUGUAGUCUAUAGUCUAUAGUAAAAUUAAUAAGAAGUAUGGUCGACACGGUACGCAUUUUCGUCCCAGUUCGCGCAUGUGCAUCUCUUGACUUUUUGUGCAUUCGGUUUGUCGAGGAUAGCCAGGGUGAUGAGAGACGUUUGCUUGACUUUUUACUUAUUGCCCUCAUCCAAAUCGAGCACACUUCUAAUUCAUUUUACUAUGAUGUAGUCUGCAGUAAUAAAAACUCUCCGUUGGCACUACUGCAACGACUCUACGCGUUUUUUAUCUACCUAUCUGAUUUUCCAACUGAUUCUGUUCAUUGUAUGGAUCUUUCAGAAUUGAUUUUAAUCGAGUAUAAUAAUAAUAACAUUUUUAUAAGAUAAUCGGGGAUUGUAUCUGAUCUCGGUUGAAAAUGAAUAAUACAUUCCUCGAAAUAUGCAAUAAAAUUAGAGCAUCAUAUAAUAUAUUAUAUUGGGAACUGUAGGUGGUGUAACG
Messenger RNA from Metopolophium dirhodum (rose-grain aphid), 2950 nucleotides. RefSeq names its product dendritic arbor reduction protein 1-like. Bases 374 to 2194 code for a protein of 606 amino acids. NCBI's taxonomy places the organism in Eukaryota, Metazoa, Arthropoda, Insecta, Hemiptera, Aphididae. Gene Ontology annotation, biological process: regulation of transcription by RNA polymerase II. Gene Ontology annotation, molecular function: RNA polymerase II cis-regulatory region sequence-specific DNA binding; DNA-binding transcription factor activity, RNA polymerase II-specific. The record is from RefSeq and is a predicted model, not a curated record. The transcript has 3 exons. Gene Ontology annotation, cellular component: nucleus.